CUUCCUUGAUUAGCCUUUUCCCAAUGUCUUCCUUAUAGAAGCAAAGAACAAAGGAGUUCCUUCAAACCAAAUAUCCAAAAUUACCACAAUAUGUUAGAAUUUAGUUUCUUCUUUAAUUUCCUCUAUUGUCUUUAUAUUUCUUAUUCGACUCUCUCCUUCAAGAUUCCAUGGAAGAUCUUAACACACUUGCAGCUGACUGCUUCGUUUUAUCGUGUUGUUGCAACUGUCUUGUUCUCCAGAUCGGGAUCUUCAUCUUCCUUGGACUUCCUCAAAAGCUGGUCAAGAACACGAGAAAGUGUUACGCAAAAUGGGGAAUAAACCGAAGAAUAAAAAGAAUGGGUCUCGGUUGUCAAUGUCGAAGAAAUAUCGUGGUUGAUUCGGAAUGGAGAAAAGAGUCUAUGAGUCUAGAGAUGGAAGGUUUUGGGUGUAUUGAAGAAGUUGAAGAAGCUUUAGAGGAGUUUUCAAAGAAUGGUGAGUUUUUGUUUGGAAGCUUCUGGGGAAAAGAGAGGGUUCAAAAUUCCUCGUCAAUGUCAACAAGUUGUAUUAAUGACAACUUUGACCUACGAUUUGUAAGUCGUUAUGAGAUCAUCGAAGAAAAUUUCUAUUCCUUAGAUUAUAUAUUCACUACUUCACACAAAUUUUAUUGAAAUCUAUGGAAAAAUAUAUCCAGUAGGUUGUUUUUUA
Eutrema salsugineum is the source of this 684-nucleotide messenger RNA. RefSeq lists its product as uncharacterized. The transcript has a single exon. Lineage: Eukaryota; Viridiplantae; Streptophyta; Magnoliopsida; Brassicales; Brassicaceae. The record is from RefSeq and is a predicted model, not a curated record. The coding region runs from base 168 to 647 and encodes 159 amino acids.